Fusarium musae is the source of this 954-nucleotide messenger RNA. RefSeq lists its product as uncharacterized. Bases 1 to 954 code for a protein of 317 amino acids. NCBI's taxonomy places the organism in Eukaryota, Fungi, Ascomycota, Sordariomycetes, Hypocreales, Nectriaceae. The record is from RefSeq and is a predicted model, not a curated record. The transcript has 2 exons.
AUGCGUUACCAAGAUUCCUUCGAGGACUCGUUGCACUUUAGACGAAUUCUUGCUAUAGAACCAAGUUUGUGGGCUCCUAAGCAAGAUUCAAACCCUCCAGAUACGGAAAGACCUACAAGUAUGAAGGUGAAAACUAAGAUCACAGACUUACCGGGCAAGUCAUUCAACCAAUUUGAGGGCGCUAUCAACAAUGCAAUAUUCAACACUGGUUUCCCAGUUGAUGGCAACGUCGAUACCUCAAAGCUUUAUCCUGGGGCUACGGACUACUAUGAUGCGCUUUCAAAGAUGGGCAAGCCUAUUCAGGCUCUAAGUUCGGAAUUUAUGAAGCUGAAAGCAAAUGAUCCGAGCUUGCCAAUGAGUAACAACAUUAAGAAGCCAUGGUUGCUCGGUAAGAACUGCGCAGCCUAUGUAUUUGCACUUCGGCGGAAGGAUAUGGAUGUGUAUCGAGCUACGUUCCUCCGUCAGAAGCUCGGGACACCUCUUGGACUCCAUGGUGGUUUCGCUCCUGUAUUCACCAACAUCAAGACUGCUAAGAUGGUUCAAGGAAACACACCGGAGAGUAUUCAGGCAAUCGAUUUUGACGAAACAAUUUCUAGCUACAUCAAGACGGUUCCAGACAUUGAAGCCAUACUGAAAGCGGAAAACGACGCUUUUAUGAAUGUUCAAAGAACGCCUGGGGAGUUCAUCAACAAAAACCAUCUCAAAGCAGUAGAAGCUGCCAGAUCUGCAGUGACUGGUUGCAACUGCGAAACGGUAAUUCCACGCGAACUCAAGAAGAGGCAGGAGUCGCGAGGUGUUUUCUUCAGAGCAGUCACAAACUGGAAAUGGGAGACAGAUCCUGCAUCCGUACACUGGGGUGGGCCCAAAGCAGCCAGGUCGAGGAAAAUGAGAGCCCAGAGACUCGCAAGAAUUGGGAUUGAGCCAAAGGCAAUUAGUGUCUCAUAUAUGGAAUAG